AUGGAAUCGAAAGACGAUAUCCAGAACGCGAAUCCGACCAUUUUGGAUGUGUCUGAAAUAUCACGUCGAAGGGAAAAACGCAAGGUUCGAGAUUAUUCGGCCAAGAAACAUGGUAUACAGAGCAUAUUGAUGGCAAAACCCAGCUAUGCAUUGGAUCCUUUCUAUCUGUCGGAUCUUUCAGAAGACUCCGAUGAUUCUGGCUUGGAGCCAAUCGAUGAACAAGAAAUAUAUGACUUGAUCGCGCCAAUAUCCGACCCUGAGCAUCCUCUCUCAUUAGAGUCUCUCGGGGUAGUUAAACUUGAGGAUGUUCACCUUACUUCGCCUUCUGAUCUCACAAAUCCAGCAGCGCUCUCUCGCGUACUGGUCGAAUUGACACCGACGGUUUCGCAUUGCUCUUUAGCAACCGUUAUUGGACUUGGCGUUCGAGUACGAUUGGAACAAGCCCUCCCGCCAAGUUACCGAGUCGAGGUCAAGAUCAAGAAGGAUACACACAGUCAGGCCGCUGAAGUCAACAAACAACUAGCUGAUAAAGAGCGUGUUGCGGCCGCACUUGAGAAUGAUAAUCUCAUGAAUUUGUUAAGGAAGAUGAUGAAGACCUGUCUCGACGGUUAA
Sclerotinia sclerotiorum 1980 UF-70 is the source of this 612-nucleotide messenger RNA. RefSeq lists its product as hypothetical. Gene Ontology annotation, biological process: iron-sulfur cluster assembly. The record is from RefSeq and is a predicted model, not a curated record. The transcript is spliced from 2 exons. Lineage: Eukaryota; Fungi; Ascomycota; Leotiomycetes; Helotiales; Sclerotiniaceae. The coding region runs from base 1 to 612 and encodes 203 amino acids.